AUGACUAUGCUCAAUUCCAAUACCCUACGCAUCGCGUCUGCGUCCGGAUCCGUGACAGACCGCCGUCAUGGACUCGCGGAGCUGGCUCACAACGAAGAUAUUCAGUUCAUCGUUGGUGAUUGGAUGUCCGAGUACAAUAUGACUACCCGUGGCGGAGCAAAGGUCAAGGGAAACAUGGAAUCGUCGGAGUUCGAAACUUCCUUCAUGGAGUCUAUUGAGCCCGCGCUCCAAGAUCUCGCUGCACGGAAGAUCAAGGUUGCUGUGAAUGCAGGGGCCAGUGACACAAAGAAACUUCACGAUGUCUUGCUUGCUGAUAUUCAGAAGAAAGGCUUGGAUCUCAAGGUAGCCUGGAUCGAAGGCGACGAGGUUUCUGAUUUAUUUCAAGAGGCCGUUCGGGCCGGGGAUGAAUUUGUCAAUCUUACAACCGGUCAAAGGUUAAAGGAUUGGGAUUUUGACCCUAUUUACGCGCAAUGCUACCUCGGAGCUUGGGGCAUCGUUGAAGCUCUCAAGCAGGGAGCCGAUAUUGUCCUUUGUGGAAGAGUCACCGACGCCUCUCCCACAAUUGCUUGCGCUGCUUACCACUACGGGUGGGAUCGACAGGACUUCAACCAGCUUGCCCAUGCUUAUGUAGCGGGUCACUUUAUUGAAUGCUCCACUUACGUCACGGGAGGGAACUUCUCGGGCUUUAAAUCUCUCCCUGGGCUUGGAAUUGAUAUUGGUUUUCCAAUUGUCGAGAUCAGUGCUGCCGGCGAUUUUGUGGUGGGGCUACAAAAAGGCAAGGAUGGAAUGGUCACAGAGAAUACAUGCAAAGCUCAGCUCCUAUACGAGAUCCAGGGUCCGAUGUACUACAACCCAGAUGUUGUGGCCAUCUUGGAUGAUAUUGUCAUUAAACAAAUCGGCCCGAAUCGAGUGCACAUCGGCAAUGUAAAAAGCUUGCAGCCACCUCCAACCACUAAGAUUGGAAUCACAGCCCUUGGUGGUUUUCAGGCCGAGGUCCACUUUUUUCUCUGCGGACUAGACAUUCAGGAGAAAGCCUCCCUCCUGGAAAGACAGGUCCGGAACCUCCUUGACGAGUCAAAAUACCACACCCUCAUAUUCCGAACAAGCGGAUCUUGUGAGACCGAUCCUUCCAGUCAAGAUGCAGCCACCGUGGACGUGCAUGCCCUGGCAGUCGCCAAUUUCGUUCGCCCUUGCACAGACACGAUUAUGCAGAGCUAUCCCGGGGCCACCUUUGCUGUUGAUGCUCGUCAAGCUGCCCCGAAGCCGUACUAUGAAUACUUCGUGUCUAUCUUCCCUCAAGACCGUAUGAGGCACAUUUGCCACACCCCUUUCAACGGAAAUAGUAUUUCAAUCGACCCACCACGAGACACUGUGCCAUUUGUCCUUGAUCAAGCAACAUAUGACACGAAGGCCCCCUUUGAUUUGGGAGUAUUUGGCCCCACCACUCGUGCCCCUCUAGGGUAUGUGGUGCAUGCUCGAUCCGGUGAUAAGGGAUCCGAUGCCAAUGUCGGCUUUUUCGUUCGGCACGAGGACGAAUGGAAUUGGCUGCGUUCUUUGUUAAGUACCGACAAAAUUCGACUGUUACUUGGAAAGGACUAUGUUGGCAACCAAAUCUUCCGCUUUGAACUGCCAAAUAUAUGGGCUGUUCACUUCCUAUUGAAAGAUCACUUGGACCGUGGAGUGGCGUCGAGCUCUACUUAUGAUGUCCUAGGUAAGAAUGUAGCGGAGUAUUUGCGAUCUAAAUGGGUGGAUAUCCCGACUCAGUUUCUGGCUCGUGGAAGGAUUUAG
Molecule: messenger RNA, 1788 nt
Organism: Penicillium cosmopolitanum
Lineage: Eukaryota; Fungi; Ascomycota; Eurotiomycetes; Eurotiales; Aspergillaceae
Product: acyclic terpene utilization AtuA family protein
Exons: 5
Coding region: 1-1788 (595 amino acids)
Source: RefSeq, a predicted model, not a curated record